Molecule: messenger RNA, 2926 nt
Organism: Phoenix dactylifera (date palm)
Lineage: Eukaryota; Viridiplantae; Streptophyta; Magnoliopsida; Arecales; Arecaceae
Source: RefSeq, a predicted model, not a curated record
CGGUCGUAAACCCCCUCCCGAUUUCUUCUCGCUUUGAGGAUUUUAGACCCCUCCAUGGUUCCCCUGUCGAUCUGCUGAAGGUGUUCUGAUUUGCUGACAGUUGGGUUUGCCAUGAUGAUUGCAUUUGACAUCUGAAUUUUCAGUUUGUUCGUAUAACUACACUUCUCAAGAUGAAGCCAAGUGCGACAAGAUGCAUUGCAUGUCUUGCCCCUCCCCUGCUUUUGAUGUACUCAUAGAAAAGCAAAUCUAAAUGUCAAAAACAGAAUGUCUAGACAUGUCUGUGGUUACUAAAGUUUUGAGAUAUUUCAACCAGAAAUAUGCUGAGAAUGCAGUAGCCUCUUGACCAUAAAUUCAUCUAUAAUCAAGUCAGUAUCGCAGUCAUGGACCGGGCAGACACAUCGGGCUUUGUCAGUGGGGGACGCUGCUGCGAAUCAAGAUUUGUUGCUUAUCUUGAUUUUAUAUAUUUAUCAACAAACUAAUUUCUCAUACUGUGAAGUUUUAACAAUUCACUGAUAGUAGAUUGGAGGCAUCUUCCGGCUCUAGCAGCUUUCCAAAUCCACUAUCAUUGAUUUCUCCUGCAUGCUAUUGUAACAAGCAGAAUGGAUCUUAACAUGACAGAGGUCUUCUUGCAUGGAAAAGAACCUUGCAGGAGUACUUCAGUCAUACAAACAGCUCACAUCUCCACUUGUGGCAAGAAAGACAACUUGGGUGAUACCGUAUUACGCCUUGACUGCCUCGGCCGUGGAAUUAACAACACCAGUAGAACAGUCCAUACUCAGAUCGGUUGUGAUAUUUCUUCUCAGAAUGAUGGAUGUAGGCUGGUCCUUGGACUAGGUCCAAAUCCAAAUACCUCCUGUGCUGAUUAUCAUCCAUCUGGGAUUAAUAAAACCGAACCAUCUAUGAGCUUACGUUCUUCUGGACCUGAUGCAGCAAUGUUAAAGCUGGGGCUUUCACGGGGGAAUUCAGAAACAAUCCUAGCCCUGGCCCAGAACAAUCACGAAACCCAGUCACCUCCUGCCAAAAGAAGCCUGCCUGUUCCAAUUGCCGACGAGGGUUCAACUUCAGCCAAGAGGAAAUCAGGUGGAUAUGUGCCUUCUCUACUCUUUGCUCCAAGGCUGGGGCGUCUUGAUACUAUGAAAAUUGCACCAGAAACUAGAGAUCUAUUAGACCAGGGAAGUGGUUGGAGUACCCAUAAACAUCACAUUCCUCAUCAUCAGCUUCAGUUGAGUCCUGAGCCUUCUGUCACAACUGAUGGUUCUCUGGGUGCACUCUCUGAGCCCAUGAUUGCUGAUGCUGCCACCGCUGAUACGAGGAUUCAUCGCCACCAUCCUAAGAAGUGCAGAUUCACGGGAUGUUCUAAAGGUGCAAGGGGGGCAUCUGGACUCUGCAUAGCUCAUGGAGGUGGACAAAGGUGCCAGAAACCUGGCUGCAACAAAGGAGCCGAGAGUCGAACAGCAUACUGCAAGGCCCAUGGCGGAGGGAGGCGGUGCCAGCAGCUUGGUUGUACCAAAAGCGCAGAGGGAAAGACAGACUUCUGCAUUGCUCAUGGUGGGGGCCGUCGGUGUGGUCAUCCAGGGUGCACCAAAGCAGCACGAGGCAAAUCUGGGCUGUGUAUCAGGCAUGGUGGAGGAAAGAGGUGCACCAUAGAGGGGUGCAGCCGGAGUGCUGAGGGUCAGGCAGGAUUGUGCAUCUCCCAUGGAGGUGGCCGCCGAUGCCAGUAUCCGGGCUGCGGCAAGGGUGCACAGGGGAGCACCAAGUUCUGCAAGGCCCAUGGUGGUGGUAAGAGGUGCAUCUUUGAAGGGUGCACCAAGGGGGCAGAGGGGAGCACUCCGUUAUGCAAGGGGCACGGAGGGGGCAAGCGGUGCCUCUUCGAGGGGGGCGGCAUCUGCCCGAAGAGUGUCCAUGGCGGCACCAAUUUCUGUGUGGCCCAUGGAGGGGGGAAGCGAUGCGCUGUGCCAGGAUGCACCAAGAGUGCCCGUGGGCGCACCGAUUGCUGUGUGAGGCAUGGUGGGGGGAAGCGCUGCAUGUUCGAGGGAUGUGGGAAGAGUGCCCAGGGGAGCACUGAUUUAUGCAAGGCCCAUGGCGGGGGAAAGCGGUGCUCUUGGAGCCAGGGGUGCGAGAAGUUUGCCAGGGGGAGAAGCAGUCUCUGUGCGGCCCACGGGAGCUUGAUGCUCCUGCAGCAAGAGCGCGAGAGUGGGAGCAUGAUUGGUCGCGGUCUCUUCCAAGGUAUUGUCUCUACAUCUGCAGCUGUGAAAAGCGACAUCGACGAGCACUCAUCUUCUGGCAUGAGCUCCAUAUCAGACUGCAUCGAGUCACAAGAAAGCAUGGGGAGGAGGCAGCUCAUACCACCUCAGGUGCUGGUCCCGCUCUCCGUGAAUUCCCCCUCACCAUCAUCUGGGCUGAUGGAUGGAGGCAGAGAGGGAGUAGGAAGCCACGAGAAGGGCUUUGGACUAGCGGUCCCUGAGGGAAGGGUGCAUGGUGGUGGUUUGAUGACUUUGCUUGGAGGAGAUCUCAAGAAUGCUUUUGAUGGGGGGGACGGUCUGAGCUUUGUCGGAUGAUGUUCUAAAACUCAGUUGUCCUAUUUGGAGGGAUGGAAGGGGGUUGAUUAGAAUCAGAUGUCCAUGCUUUAGGUACUGCCGUACUGCAUUUUCCUAAUUGAACUUUAUGGUUACUAGUCUUGUUUGGUUGUGUUAGUUUCCAUGUACAGUGAACUAUAUGUUAAAGGGGAUGGAAUUUUGUUUGGUACGUAUUCGGUGUAAUGAGUUCUGAAAGCUUUCAAGCCUUAAAGCUUUCAGAUUUCAAUUCUUGUGAAUAAUGGUGGUUUAGAAUAAAAACAGUUAUGUCAUAUUUUGGUCGGUUCAGUUGAUUUCCAAGUGUUUCUGCAAGAGGGAUUUCAUCAAAUAAAUUGUUAAGAAUUCUAUGAAAA